Penicillium egyptiacum is the source of this 483-nucleotide messenger RNA. Lineage: Eukaryota; Fungi; Ascomycota; Eurotiomycetes; Eurotiales; Aspergillaceae. The record is from the annotation of a GenBank genome assembly.
AUGUCUAAGCCAACACGUACCCCCGUCAGCACUAAGGGCGCACCCGUCCCACCCCCAAUUCUAUCUCAGGGUAUGGUCGUCGGCAAUAUGGUCUACUGCUCUGGCCAGUUGGGAGUAGACCCGACCACGGGUAAAAUGGUGGAAGGAACCAUCCAGGACCGAACACGACAAAUCCUCCGCAACCUCAAUGCCGUCCUAGAGGCUGGAGGGUCGAGUCUCCAAGACGCAAUCAAGGUCAACAUCUUCCUCACCGAUAUGGCUGAUUUCUCGGCUGUGAACGAUGUCUACGCUACUUUCUUCUCGGAUCCUAAGCCGGUAAGUAUUUUGUGGUCGAAAGAACGAGACUCGAAAUCCACAGGGAAUAUAACUAAUCCGGUGCGUACUUGCAUUGCCGUCAAGUCCCUCCCUCAGGGAUCGGAUGUCGAAAUCGAGUGUUCUGGCCUGGUUACAAAGCCUGGCAAUGGACGCAGUUCUAGACUUUGA